Molecule: messenger RNA, 1249 nt
Organism: Carica papaya (papaya)
Lineage: Eukaryota; Viridiplantae; Streptophyta; Magnoliopsida; Brassicales; Caricaceae
Product: ras-related protein RABC2a
Molecular function (GO): GTPase activity; GTP binding
Source: RefSeq, a predicted model, not a curated record
AUCGCAUCUUCAGAAAGAGAAAGCUAAAGAAAGAAAAAGAAAGCAAAGAAUAACGUUGGUGUCAGGUCAGGUGCUCUCCUCCAUAGCCGUUUUCUUUAGCUUCUCCAUUUCUUAAAAGAAUAAGAAUAUAUUACACUUUGACGCCAUUAAGCUUUUCCCCCCGUUUUGCUCCUCUUCUUCCUCUUCUUUUUCACUGUACCUUUUUAUAUAGAGAGAGAGAGAGAGAGAAAGUAUCCAGAGGUUCCUAAUGAUAAUUGCUGCGUACGGCAGAUAGUGCGAGCGAGCGAGCGAGCAAGAGAGAGAGAGAGAGAGGGAGAGAAAGAUUGGAUACUGGGUUUUUAGAUUUUUUUAGAAAAUUUUCUGAAGAAGAGGAAGAAGAAGAAGAGUUGAGUUGCAGAGUUGGUUUUGGAAAGAAUAUGGGAUCUUCUUCCGGACAGAGCAGUGGGUAUGAUCUAUCAUUCAAGAUCUUGUUGAUCGGAGAUUCAGGCGUGGGAAAAAGCAGUCUUCUUGUCAGCUUCAUUUCCAGUUCUGUAGAAGAUCUAGCCCCUACUAUUGGUGUGGAUUUCAAGAUCAAGCAGCUAACAGUGGGUGACAAGAGAUUAAAACUUACAAUUUGGGAUACUGCUGGACAGGAGAGGUUCCGAACAUUAACAAGCUCUUACUAUAGAGGUGCCCAGGGGAUUAUUCUUGUUUAUGAUGUGACACGAAGGGAAACCUUUACAAACUUGUCGGAUGUGUGGGCUAAAGAAGUGGACCUUUACUCUACAAAUCAAGAUUGUGUUAAGAUGCUUGUUGGGAACAAAGUUGAUAGAGACACUGAAAGGGCUGUAAGUAGAGAAGAGGGUAUGGCUCUUGCCCAAGAGCAUGGAUGUUUGUUUCUUGAAUGUAGUGCCAAGACCAGAGAAAACGUGGAUCAAUGUUUCAAAGAGCUCGCAUUGAAGAUAAUGGAGGUUCCUAGUCUUUUGGAAGAAGGAUCCACGGUAGUGAAGAGAAACAUUCUGAAGCAGAAACCAGAAUACAAGGCUCCUCCUAGUCCUGGCUGUUGUGCUUGAAUGAUUUGCAGACAUGAUGGCAAAUGAACAGAACCUUCUCCCCCUUCUUAACACCUCGUGGACAGAUCAUGUAUAUGUUAAUUUCUUUUCCUAUUUUUCAUUCUGCCGGUGUUGUCAUUGAGAUGCAGUUAGCUACUGCUAUACCAUAAAUUCUGGGGAAAAUUGACACUUGAAUAACAAGUGUUGGUUUGUGUAAA